Molecule: messenger RNA, 939 nt
Organism: Haliotis rubra (blacklip abalone)
Lineage: Eukaryota; Metazoa; Mollusca; Gastropoda; Lepetellida; Haliotidae
Exons: 6
Coding region: 1-939 (312 amino acids)
Source: RefSeq, a predicted model, not a curated record
AUGGUGAUAGAUAUUGGGUAUCCCCUCAACGUGAUGGUGAUAGAUAUCGGGUACCUCCUCAAUGUGAUGGUGACAGAUAUCGGGUAUCUCCUCAACGUGAUGGCGAUAGAUAUCGGGUACCUCCUCAACGUGAUGGUGAUAGAUGUCGGGUACUUCCUCACUAUGAUGGUGAUAGAUAUCGGGUACCUCCUCACUAUGAUGUUGAUAGAUGUCGGAUAUCGGGUACCUCCUCACUAUGAUGGUGAUAGACAGAUGGGGAAAAUCCUCAACGUGAUGGUGAUAGAUGUCGGGUACUUCCUCAGCGUGAUGUUGAUAGAUGUUGGGUACCUCCACAACGUGAUGGUGAUAGAUAUCGGGUACCUCCUCGUCAUGAUGGUGAUAGAUAUCGGCGUGAUGGUGACAGAUAUCGGGUACCUCCUCACGAUGAUGGUGAUAUAUAUCGGGUACAUCCUCAACGUGAUCGUGAUUGAUAUCGGGUACCUCCUCAACGUGAUGGGGAUAGAUAUCGGGUUCUUCCUCAACGUGAUGGUGAUAGAUAUAUCGGGAAACUCCUCAACAUGUCAGGUACUUCUCCGUGUCACAGUUACAGAUGUCGGAUACUUCUCCCUGUCACGACUACAGAUGUCAGAUGUUGGGUACCCCUUCAACGUGAUCGUGACAGAUGUUGGGUACCUCUUCAAAGUGAUAGUGACAGAUGUUGGGUACCGCUUCAACGUGAUGGUGACAGAUGUUGGGUACCUCUUCAACGUGAUGGUGACAGAUGUUGGCGUGAUGGUGACAGAUAUCGGGUACCUCCUCACGAUGAUGGUGAUAUAUAUCGGGUACAUCCUCAACGUGAUCGUGAUUGAUAUCGGGUACCUCCUCAACGUGAUGGGGAUAGAUAUCGGGUUCUUCCUCAACGUGAUGGUGAUAGAUAUAUCGGGAAACUCCUCAACGUGA